Molecule: messenger RNA, 3415 nt
Organism: Humulus lupulus (European hop)
Lineage: Eukaryota; Viridiplantae; Streptophyta; Magnoliopsida; Rosales; Cannabaceae
Exons: 19
Coding region: 324-2894 (856 amino acids)
Molecular function (GO): protein phosphatase binding; protein phosphatase regulator activity
Source: RefSeq, a predicted model, not a curated record
UUUGCGACCCCUCUCUCUCUCUUGCUGGCUUUUAUGAUUUUUUUGGGCUCUUUUUUUCUCUCUCUCGGUCUUCACGGCUCUGCCUCCUUUUCAAUCUCUUAUUUUUUCCUAUUUUUUUCUUCCCAAAAUUAGGGUUUUGAGCUUUGUAAGUUUUUUUUUUUGGGCUGAACUGUUCCUGCAACUCCUUCAAAUCUCGACCACUCCGCCUCCUUCGUCACUCUGAAAUCUACACCCUAGAUUCACUGUUCUUUCUAGGGUUUGCAGAUCUAACCAGCUCUGCUGAUUUGAUUUGCUCGGUUCUCUAUUCUUUUCAUUUUGUCGACAUGUUUUGGAAGCUUACUUCUCUCUCUGCCUCCUCACCUGUGGAGUCGAUACUAGACAAGGAUAAUUUUACUUUGGAGGAGCUUCUGGAUGAAGAGGAAAUUAUCCAAGAAUGCAAAGCUUUGAACAGUCGUCUCAUUAAUUUUCUACGGGAUAGAGCUCAAGUGGAACAGUUGUUGCGAUAUAUUGUCGAAGAACCUUCUGAAGAAGCAGAAAGCAAACGGGCCUUCAAGUUUCCAUUCAUUUCAUGUGAAAUUUUUACAUGUGAAAUUGAUGUUAUCUUGAAGACUCUUGUUGAAGAAGAGGAGCUUAUGAAUAUACUUUUCUCCUUCUUGGAACCCAAUCGUCAUCACAGUGCAUUGCUUGCUGGGUAUUUUAGCAAGGUGGUUGUGUGCCUCAUGAUAAGGAAAACAGUGCCACUAAUGAAUUAUGUUCAAGCCCAUCAGGAUGUUUUUCGUCAAUUAGUUGACUUGAUAGGAAUUACUUCCAUCAUGGAGGUUUUAGUUCGACUUGUUGGCGCUGAUGAUCAUGUAUAUCCCAAUUUUAUUGAUGUUAUGCAAUGGUUGGCUGAGAGUAAUUUGCUAGAAAUGAUUGUGGAUAAAUUGAGCCCUUCGUGCCCUCCUGAAGUUCAUGCUAAUGCUGCUGAGACACUAUGUGCUAUAACUCGUAAUUCUCCAUCGGCCUUGGCCACUAAACUUUCUAGUCCAAGUUUUGUAGCAAGAAUUUUUGCUCAUGCUUUGGAGGAUUCACAUUCAAAGUCUGGCCUUGUGCACUCGCUGUCUGUUUGUAUAUCUUUGUUGGAUCCGAAAAGAUCCAUGGCUGCUUCUUCCUUAUUUCAUUCUUUUCGUAGCCAACAUAUGUAUGAUACCUCAGUCCCAGUUAAUCAAGAGACUGUAGGUGCAAUGCUUCCAAAACUUGGUGACUUGCUAUUGCUUUUAAGUGUGUCAUCUGAUGAGAAAUUGUUACCCACAACAUAUGGAGAGUUAAGACCACCUCUUGGAAAGCACCGUUUAAAGAUUGUUGAGUUCAUUGCUGUUCUAUUGAGAUCUGCUAACGAAGCUGCAGAGAAAGAGUUAGUCAACUCAGGAACCAUUAAACGAGUCAUUGAUCUUUUCUUUGAGUACCCAUACAAUAAUCAAUUGCAUCAUCAUGUAGAGAGUAUCAUAUUGUCUUGUUUAGAUAGCAAGAGUGAUGCCAUUGUUAACCAUCUUCUUCAGGAGUGUGAUUUGAUUGGGAAAAUUCUCCAAUCAGAUAAACAUCCUGUUCUUUCUGGUGAUGUUGUUAAGCCAACAAUACCGGCCCCUGGAAAACGUGCACCACGGGCCGGAAACCUUGGACAUAUUACAAGAAUUGCUAAUAAGCUUGUUCAAUUGAGGAACUGCCAGGGCCGCAUCCAGGAAUUUUUUCAGGAUAAUGUUGAAUGGAGCGACUGGCAGGCUACAGUUCUGCAGGAGCGUAAUGCGGUUGAAAAUGUGUACCGAUGGGCUUGUGGCCGACCAACUGCUUUGCAAGACAGGACGAGAGACAGUGACGAGGAUGACCUGAAUGACAGGGAUUAUGAUGUUGCAGCUUUGGCAAAUAAUCUAAGUCAAGCAUUUAGAUACAAAAUAUAUGGGAAUGAGGAUGCAGAAGAGGACCAUGGGGCUCUUGAUCGCGAUGACGAGGACGUCUACUUUGACGAUGAAUCGGCUGAAGUAGUUAUAUCAUCCCUUAAACUCGGUGAUGACCAAGGGAGCAGUCUAUUCACCAAUUCCAACUGGUUUGCAUUCCAAGAUGACAGAAUUGGUAAUACACCUGUGGGAACGUCACCCUCAGAGAUGAUGGAAGACAUAAACUUAAAUGGAACUGCAAACGGUGGCAAUAGCAGUAGUGAUGAUGAGGUUGUGGUUGGUGAAGAUGAUGAGCUUGCUGGAACCAAAGAUUCUAACAAUGGAACAUCCAGUUCUGAUGCAAACAUCAUUAAUGGAUCUAGUGGUGGUAGUUUGGAGAGUAGUGGAAAUUUGAACCAGGAGAGUGAGAGGGCAAGUGCAUCUCAUUCGCAUGAGAUGGGAUUCUUUAGAUUUGAAGCAACAGACAACGAGGACUUGUUUGGAGAUAGGCCUUUGCCUGAAUGGGUUGGGUGGGGUGACUCAUCAGAUUUACAAGUUGGUGGCUCCAGUGUGAACCCAUUUGUUGAUUCAGAUAGCCUUACGGUUGCUGAUUCAAGUAAUGAUGAGUUGGUAACUCCUGAUGAAAGUUCGCCUUCAACUACAGAUUCUGGACUUCCAAAUGGCUCACCAACGACUACAGGUUCUUCUGAAGGGUCACCAGGCAGUGACGUGGCCCAGAGAAAUGUGGUAGUACCUUCAUUGUUUGAAGAGGAUGUUGAAUUUGUAGGUGUGGAAAUAGAAGGCACUGAAAAGGCUAUGGAGCAAGCUCUUAAAGAGGGGAUAGUUGGGGAAGCAGGGCCAUUGAAGAGAAAUGUUAAUCCUAAGGUGCAAGAGAAGGAGAAUGCUGAUGAUGGACCUGGAAUGAAAGAGUUCAAUGAUGCAAAUUAUUGGAGGGUUGAUCAGGAGGUGGCUGUCCUUGAAUGAUAUGGUGAUGAUGAUGGUUAUAUCCUGCUUAGGCUGUUUGAACCCAAAAGUUGGGUCCAACAGCCUUGGACCCCAUUUUUUGGUUGCUAACGGCUUAUGCAGCUGCGACGGCGGCGGAUAUGUACAGUAUGUGGGAUGGUAGGUUGUGUUAUGGUUUAUCUCUGUUUAAUUGUUGUAACUCAUUGUUAAUUAUUCAAGGUUUUGUUUCUUCUAAUUCUCUGUACUGAUUUUGGGACUUCCCAGAUCCUCAUAUUUAUAUUUUUUAUUUCAUAUUUUGCUGGCCAGUCUUUCCUAAUGUGGGACUUGUUAUCAUUUUUGAAUCUGGACACCCAAGUAUGAUAUUAGUUUUGGAUUUCUCAUUCAGAACCUGUCUCAUUUUUCAAGCUUCCAAGAUUUUCUUUUAGCGGUGUUGUGACUGCAAAGAUGGCUGGCUUAGACUCAUUAGCUGUAUAAUAAAAUGCUGUAUUCAAAUUUCAGUAGUAAUGUAUUAUUGAAAGUCAACUUUCCUUCUGAUCUACAAA